Molecule: messenger RNA, 1921 nt
Organism: Pteropus alecto (black flying fox)
Lineage: Eukaryota; Metazoa; Chordata; Mammalia; Chiroptera; Pteropodidae
Gene: LPCAT2
Product: lysophosphatidylcholine acyltransferase 2
Exons: 14
Coding region: 145-1779 (544 amino acids)
Cellular component (GO): endoplasmic reticulum
Molecular function (GO): 1-acylglycerophosphocholine O-acyltransferase activity; calcium ion binding
Source: RefSeq, a predicted model, not a curated record
AAGUCACCUCGGCGCCUGCGCAGAGGCCCCGCCGCGGAGCCUCGGGCUGGGACUCCGGCGCGGCUCAGACUCCGACUUGGCGGCGACGCCGGCUGCAGCUCUCCUCGUGGGUUGUUUCUGUCUGGUGCGACGCCUGGCUCUGCCAUGAGCCGGUGUGUCGAGGCGGCGGCCGUGGCGGCCACGGUGCCGGGCGCCGGCGUGGGGAGCGCGGGGCUGCGGCCGCCGAUGGUGCCCCGCCAAGCGUCCUUCUUCCCGCCGCCGGUGCCCAACCCCUUCGUGCAGCAGACACGGAUGGGCGCGGCGAAGCGCAUCCAGAUUUUCCUUCUUGGAAUUAUCCUGCUUCCAAUUCGUGCUUUAUUGGUUGCAAUAAUUUUAUUACUGGCAUGGCCAUUUGCUGCAGUUUCAACAGCAUGCUGUCCUGAAAAGAUGACCCAUCCAGUAACUGGUUGGAGGAGGACAAUUACUCAACGAAUUUUGAAGUUUCUGGGUCACGCCAUGUUCCUUUCGAUGGGGUUUAUAGUUACUGUGAAAGGAAGGAUCGCAAGUCCUGUGGAAGCACCGAUUUUUGUUGUCGCUCCUCAUUCAACAUUCUUCGAUGGAAUUGCCUGUGUCGUAACCGGAUUACCUUCUAUAGUGUCUCGACUUGAGAAUGUGCAGGUCCCUCUGAUUGGCAGACUGUUAAGGGCUGUGCAACCAGUGUUGGUGUCUCGUGUAGAUCCAGAUUCUCGAAAGAACACAAUAAAUGAAAUAGUAAGACGAGCAACGUCGGGAGGAGAAUGGCCCCAGAUACUAGUUUUUCCAGAAGGUACUUGUACUAAUCGCUCCUGUUUGAUUACUUUUAAACCAGGAGCCUUCAUCCCAGGAGUUCCCGUGCAGCCAGUUCUCCUCAGGUACCCCAACAAGCUGGAUACCGUGACUUGGACAUGGCAAGGAUAUACAUUCCUUCAGCUUGUUGUUCUUACUUGCUGCCAGCCCUUCACAAAGGUGGAAGUUGAGUUUAUGCCCAUUCAAGCACCGAAUGAUGAAGAAAAACGUGAUCCUGUCCUUUUUGCCAGUAGAGUCCGGAAUCUGAUGGCAGAAGCUCUGAGAAUUCCAGUAACAGAUCACACCUACGAAGAUUGUAGAUUGAUGAUUUCGGCAGGACAGCUAACAUUGCCUAUGGAAGCUGGGCUGGUGGAAUUUACCAAAAUUAGCCGGAAAUUGAAAUUAGAUUGGGAUGGCGUCCGUAAGCAUUUGAGCGAAUAUGCAGCUAUUGCGAGUUCCACCAAAGGGGGAAGGAUCGGAAUUGAAGAAUUUGCAGAGUAUUUAAAGUUGCCUGUUUCGGACGUCCUGAGACAACUCUUUGCACUCUUCGACAGGAAUCACGAUGGCAGCAUCGACUUCCGAGAGUAUGUGAUUGGCCUGGCCGUCUUGUGCAACCCUGCCAACACAGAGGAGAUCAUCCAGGUGGCAUUUAAGCUCUUCGACGUGGACGAGGAUGGCUACAUCUCAGAGGACGAGUUUUCCACCAUUAUGCAGGCGUCCCUUGGGGUGCCCGACCUCGAUGUUUCCGGCCUCUUCAAGGAAAUAGCCCAGGGGGAUUCUGUGUCCUAUGAGGAAUUUAAAAGUUUUGCCCUAAAGCAUCCAGAAUAUGCUAAGAUAUUUACAGCGUAUUUGGACCUUCAAGCGAGCCACGUGUUUUCAUUGCCAGAGGAAGGCCAGACAGCUCCUGCAGUCGCAAGUAACAAAGUCAGUCCUGAAAGUCACGAAGAAAGUGCCUCAGGCAAAAAAGAUGACUGAAAGCCUGUAUUCCCAGUAAGGAAAUGCACUGGCCUUUACUUGAAAUUGUAAAGGCAUUUAUCGAUAGUGUAAAUAUGAUUAUCGAGUAACGAUGAUGUUUGAAAUGGAAAGCUUUUUUAUAAAACAAUGGUAGAUUUUAUUA